UCUAUAUCUACUGAUUUAUGUGGCAUUUUUUCCAUUUUCCAGAUUUAUUCACAUACGUUUCUACGUACGUUCACACAGCAUAAAACGUACUUACAGGCUAGACUAAUUGCUAAAUACAACACCACUAAUAAGUCCUGAGUUCAUAAUUCUACACCACUUGUUGGUUGCUUCUUGCGUUAAAUGUGUAAAAGGGAUGGAUGACUCUCAACGUUUAUCGUCAUCUAAGUAUAUAGUAGCGGAAAAGUGGAGACUUGUACGGAAAAUCGGAAGUGGAUCAUUUGGUUCUAUAUUUUUGGGGGUUAACAUCGUUACGGGAGAAGAAGUAGCAAUAAAAAUGGAGCGUGUACGCACACGACAUUGUCAGCUGUAUUUUGAAAGUAAAGUAUAUCGAGUAUUGCGAGAAACUCCAGGAAUACCUCGUAUUCAGUUUUAUGGACUUGAUGGCGUUAGAAAUCUAUAUCAUGCUAUGGUAAUAGAACUUUUAGGACCUAGCUUGGAGGAUCUUUUUACGUUUUGUGGGCGCAGAUUCACAAUGAAAACUGUUUUGAUGUUAGCUGAUCAAAUGUUAUGGAGACUAGAUUUUAUACAUGCAAAGGGCUUUAUUCAUCGAGAUAUAAAACCAGAUAAUUUCUUAAUGGGUAUCGGUCGUCAGUGCAACAGAGUUUUUAUAAUUGAUUUUGGUCUGGCCAAAAAGUUUCGAGAUCAUAGAACACGUCGUCAUAUUUCAUAUAGAGACGACAAAUCUCUUAUUGGUACAGCGCGGUAUGCUAGUCUUAAUUCUCAUGCUGGUAUUGAACAAUCUCGAAGAGAUGAUAUGGAAUCUCUUGGCUACGUUUUAAUGUAUUUCCUCCGUGGUAGUCUACCAUGGCAAGGACUACAAGCUGGCAACAAACCACAGAAAUAUGAACGAAUUCAUGAAAAGAAAGCUAGCACACCAAUUGAUGUUUUGUGUCGUGGUUAUCCCUCAGAAUUUCUUGUUUACCUGAGUCAUUGUCGUGCUUUGCAAUUUGAAGAAACACCGAAUUAUGGUUUUCUGCGGAAUAAUUUUCGUAAUCUCUUCCGAUCUUUAUCAUUUGUCUGGGAUUAUGUGUUUGAUUGGACAUUGUUACGUCAAAAAGCGUCUGCAAUUGAACACCACCAACAGCAACAGCAAUCAUAUCCGCUUUCGCAGUUUACUUCUGGUAAUGAAGGUUGCAAUCAUCGUGCUCCUACUACUGAGGCACUAGGUACAAGAGGAACUGGGACAUCCGGUGGAAUUAUUCCCCCUGGUCCGACAACCAGCACAAAUGCUGCUGCUGCCACUUCGGUAAAGGAGUAGUAUAUACAUACAUAUAUACAUAUGUAUAUAAGAUGUCGUUACAUACAUACUAUUUUACGUUUGAGCUCUCCAGAAUUGACAGCGUUUACAAUUUUGGAUUAUCUUUUUAUUUUCAAAAAAGCGAAAGAAGAGUUAUGCCUUCCAUUUUAUUUACUUUCAUUCUAUAACCU
Molecule: messenger RNA, 1488 nt
Organism: Schistosoma rodhaini
Lineage: Eukaryota; Metazoa; Platyhelminthes; Trematoda; Strigeidida; Schistosomatidae
Source: the annotation of a GenBank genome assembly